This is a messenger RNA of Schizosaccharomyces octosporus yFS286, 3323 nucleotides long. Its product is annotated as karyopherin Kap113. Gene Ontology annotation, biological process: protein import into nucleus. Bases 74 to 3025 code for a protein of 983 amino acids. Gene Ontology annotation, molecular function: small GTPase binding. Gene Ontology annotation, cellular component: cytosol; nuclear envelope. NCBI's taxonomy places the organism in Eukaryota, Fungi, Ascomycota, Schizosaccharomycetes, Schizosaccharomycetales, Schizosaccharomycetaceae. The transcript has 8 exons. The record is from RefSeq and is a predicted model, not a curated record.
CUUCUAGUAAAGACCAGUUUGAUAUAUAGAUCUGGAAAAAGUCUAUAGUAGGUGGUUUCACGUUCUGUCUCUGAUGGAAAUAGAUCCUGUUUUAUAUCAACUGAAACGAGCAGCAAGCCAAAACCCAGCUGCUGUGAAAGAUGCAGAGACAUAUCUUCAAGAAUGGAAGAAGGAACCUGGUUUUUUCGCCAAAUUAUAUAGUAUCUUUUUAGACAAACAAAACGACAUUAGUUUGCGAUGGCUUGCAAUCAUUCAAAUUAGAAACUCCAUUGACGUUAUUUGGAGAAAAAACACGAAGUCAUCAUUAUUACCAGGUGAAAAGGAUUUCUUCCGUAAUAAUGCUCUUGCUGGAUCUAUUCACUCAGAAGAUCAGUUAGUUGUUCAAAAUGCUCUCGUUUUAUCCAGAAUAGCUCGCCAAGAUUACCCAUCUGAAUGGCCCUCUCUUUUUCAAGAACUGAUUUCUAGUCUUCAUCAAAAUUUUGAUGCCCAACAACCUCAUUUAGCUUUACGAUUGCUUAUAACUUUGCAUCACAUAGUCAAAGCCAUGGCCGGAAACCGGUUGCUUCAAGCUAGGAAAACGUUUUAUGAAAUAACUCCUCAUCUUCUUAUGACUUUACAGCCAAUUUUGGACUGGCAUCUUUCGCAGUGGAUUCAUGCGCUCGAAACCUCGUCUAUGCAGUCUUCCGAGGCCAUUUAUUACUCAAUGCAGAUAUCACGGUAUGCUCUCAAGACUUGCAGAAGAUUAGUUAUAUUUGGAGUACCAAAUCCAAGUGAUAGUGAUUUGAGCAAAGAAAUGCUUGCUUUCGGUGCGGUGUCACAGCAAAAGGUUUUGAACCUACUUACCAACUUUUACAUAUCGCCGUCUUCAUCACCGAUGGAUGACCGCAUUUUUGAUCAGUUGUUCGCCCAUGCAUAUCUGUUUAAUAAGCUGUUGUUUGAUUUUGCUUCUUACUCGCCAUGCUUAACAGUCUUCCCAUCUACUAUUGAUUAUAUCUCUGUCCACAUGUCAUGGCUACCUCAGGUUGACAAACUUUUUGCAGCUUCUUCUAACUUUCCGGAAUCAUUAAAAGACUUGGAAAAGCUUGUCUUGAUGAGCUUGAGAGUAUUCAUAACAGUUCUAAAAGAAAUUGAAGAUACCAAGACCUCUCAUCCUGUAGCAAGCGAAAACAUUCGUCAAUCGUUUUUAACUGAUGAUAGACAUUUUUUACUCCUUCGAUUUAUUAUAACGAAGUUACUAGUACUUUCUGAGGCCGAUUUUGAAGAUUGGUCAGAAGAUCCAGAACAAUGGGUCCUCGAUCAAUCUACCCAUGAUGCAGAUUAUAAUAUUCGACCUUGCUCUGAGAAUUUAUUGAAAUGCCUUUUCGAUCAUUUCGGAGAGUUUUAUUCCUACCAAUUUGAAAGCAUGUUGGAAUCGGUAUUUCAGUGUCCAUCUACAUUAGAAGAAUCUAUACAACAAGACGCCCUUUUGUGUUCUAUUGGUACCGGUGCCUCUCAUUUGAAGGAAAUGUUUCCGUUCACUGACUGGUUGGAAAAAGCAGCUAUCCCUAAUCUAUCGAAAAUUACCAAUGGUGGUGUUGCUCGAGUUCUGAGAAGAAGAGUGUCUAUCUUUUUAUCUCAGUGGAUAGAACAUGUUCCAUCUGGUGAGCCAUUGAUGGGCUUGAUAUAUCACAUUUACGCACUAUUGCUGAACCGAAAUGAUCCUUGUAAUGAUUCAGUAGUACGACUCACAUCUAUAGAUUCUUUGCGAGCUGUCUUGGAUGAUUGGUCAUUUUCAGAAGGUGAAUUUCUUAACGUCAAGAAUGAUCUUUUUUACAGUGUCUUAUCAUCAAUAAACGAAUUCCAAACUUUGGAAGGAAAAUUAUCGACGUUGUCGUUACUUGGUACCCUAAUUUCGCGAGCUGGACCUGAAAUAGCACCUUUGGAAGAAAUGACUGUUUCCCUUUUAGCCCGAUUAUGGAAUGAAUGGGCUGCGGAGCCAAUGCUUCGAACAAGGAUCUUGGGAGUUCUAGCCCAGUUUGUUAUUGCAAUCAAAGACAAGUCUAUAGAAUUCUCUGAAUUGCUGGCUGUGAUUAUUGACUAUUGCGUGAAUGUUGAGUCUCCAGACCAUGUUAUAUAUGAAGCAGAUGCUAUGGAGCUUUGGAGUUCUUUCCUUCAGUAUGUCAAAAGACUUCCUGAUGAAUUUAUAUUACUCGUUCCACAUUUGUUAUACCAGCUAUCGCAAGCUACAUCAUCCCUACCAUUUACCUUAAUGAUCUUGAAUAGUUACCUGUUACUUCAAAGUUCAGUCAUCACUGAGAAUUAUUCCCUUGAUGUUUUGGAAAGGUUAACAAACCUUUUAAGCGAUGUUAAGAAUGAUACGCUCCUCGCGUUAUGUAAAACGCUUAGUUUGUUGUUUGAAGUAAAUGCAAGCAAUUCUAUUCAUGAAUCUUUGGUUCAUUCUACACUGCUUCCUGUUGUGUUGAAUUCCAUCAUAAGUUCAGAAAAACAUCCUCAAACUCUCGUACAGUAUUCAUUGCUAUUGUCUAGGAUUAGCCUGUCAUUUCCGAACGUUAUCAUCAACACAUGUUUGACACAACGGCUAAGCGUGUACAUGCUCUUGCAAAACUGGAUUUCAUUGUUUGAUUAUAUUACACAUGCAAAGGAUAGAAAACUGACAGCGCUCGCGAUUACUUCGUUGCUACGUACGAAUGCAGAAGAAGUCUUGGAGGCCUUGAAUUCCAUCAUGCAUCUGUGGUUUAGUGUUUUAAGCGAAGUGGAGGAAGACGAAAAGGGAGAUGCCCCAAUCUAUUACAAAAACGAAGAUUACUCGGCUGUAGGAUUUUAUCUGGAUGAGUCUUCAGAAGAAAUGAAUCGCCGAAAAAUGAUUUUGUCUAGAGAUGCUGUUCAUAGCGUGCCAUCUAAAGCGUUUUUCGUUUCAACGUUUCUGGAAUGCCAAGAAAAGAAUGGUGGAGCACAAGUUUUCGAAAAAGACCAUUUGACCAUGGUGGAUCCAGCCCUCUUAGAUCAAAUGAAUUCCAUGUUGUGAGAGAAACCACCAAAUAAAAUUACAAACCACAAACGGUAGAUAGGAUAGGAAUAAAAAGUCGGAAUCAUUUUAUACGAACGUAGUCGUUUGAGGUAUAACAGGAAUUUGUCAAAAACUGUAUAUUUAGCGGGGAUUUAUGAAUUAGCAUUGUCCUAGAAUAGAAUCGAUUACUUCAAUCAUAACAUGGGGACACACUAUGGGGGAAAUUAGCCGACAAGGGAAUUUCUAAUAGAAGAUAAAAUUCGAACUCAUUUAUUUCCUACAAAUUCAUACGUAGUAACAAUAGAAUCAAGCUCAC